Cuscuta epithymum is the source of this 4579-nucleotide messenger RNA. Lineage: Eukaryota; Viridiplantae; Streptophyta; Magnoliopsida; Solanales; Convolvulaceae. The record is from the annotation of a GenBank genome assembly.
CAACUUCACACACCCGCACAUUUCUCUGCGACCUGUUAUCUGAGUUGUGAGUAAAAGAGAGUCAUAAUAAGCGGAUCAACUCCUGAGAAGCUAGAGAAGGAGUAUGCCGGAGUGUUGUAACUAGAAUAGCCGGACUGGUUCUCUAUGCCGGAUGAUGCAAGAUUGUUGGGGACUGCCCUGACUCCAGAUGGCCGGCUAUUUACGAACAAGACAGAAUGAAAACUCAGUGCGCCGGAGAAACCUGAUGACAGCAACCCCGACCGCCGGAGAAGAAGAGCCUUUCGCCAUGCCGCCAAUCGCCUGAGGGUCUGCCGCCGUGUAUUGCCGGAGGGGGAAAACCGUCUGGGCUAGCUUCCGUCACCGAGGAGAGUGCCGCCGAUCUCCCUGCGUCGCCAGAACUGUUUUACGAAGAAGACGGCGACUCCCUGCAUAGAAGGUGAUUUUUGUGAAGAUUGAGGUAGAAGCUUCGUUUAGGAUUUACCGCAAUUUGAGGAAUUGAGGAUCAUAUUGAAGUUGAUUUCGAGAGCUUCCGCUAGAACACAUAGACUAAAGUGAUCGAACAAUGAAGUCAACAAGAAACAAAGUAGAAGACAAUGUCGUCGCACCAACAAAUGCGGAGUUGGCUCAAAAUAUGGUUCAAUUCAUCCAGACCAUCGGGAGUGUGCUAAUUCAGAACCAACACCAACAACGUCUCAAAAACCGCAAUGAUGUAGCGAAACUUGUAGCGAAGCGCAAUCCACCGUGUUAUCUAGGCCAAGAAGAUCCUCUCAUCCUUGAAGAUUGGAUUCGCACUUUCGACAAACUUUUCGACGCUAUAAACUGCCCUGCAGAUCAACGAAUUAAUACGGCUGCGUACUAUCUACGUCAAGAGGCGGACAAUUGGUGGGCCACGACUGCCCCAACGUUGCGUCAACAACCUAACUUUUCUUGGGAGACGUUCAAGGAGGCAAUGCGAAAAAGAUUCUGCCCAGAGCACGUGAGAGCUGAGAAGUAUGAAGAAUUUUUACACCUGAAGCAAAUAGGCAUGACUGUCCAAGAGUAUCACGCUAAAUUCUUGAAUCUCGCACGAUUUGCACCCACGCUAGUUUCCGAUGAAAUCGAGAAAACUAACAAGUUUAUACGUGGUCUAAACUUUGAGACACAAAAAGCUCUUUGUGUUUCAGAAUGCCAAACGUUGAACGAUGCCUACAACAAAGCUGGCAAACACUAUCGAGUGCAACAACUCCAGGAGAAAACACUCAAGAGAGAAAGGAAGGGCACCGAAGAAGAAAACAGACAGGGAGGCAAACGGCACACGCUAGAUAAUGCAGGGGAGACCCGAAACGGGAACAAGAUCAACAACCAAGGCCAAGGCCAGAAGCGUAAGAAGAAGAACUCAACUAAAGACAUGCACUUCUACUGCUCGAAAUGUGGAAAAGAUCACCCCGGGAAAUACUGUGACGGAACACUCGUACGAUGUUUUCAUUGUGACAAGCUUGGACAUAGGGUGUUCGAGUGUCAUUCAAGGAAGAAGGGAAUCCCUCCAACUCGUGGACUCAAUCAUCAUGGAAAGAAUGCAAAACACAAUGGAAGAAUCCGAAAAUAGUAGGCAAAAUCAUAUAAAAUUUCUAAUUUUCAAUAUUAAUACAUAUGUUUGAUGAUUGUGUUUCAAUUUGAUCUUGAAUGAAUAAUCUAUUCUCUUAAGUAAAUUAAGUGCUUCGGGGACGAAGCACUCUUUUAAGGAGGGUAGAAUGUGACACUCCUUAAAUUUAAAAAAAAAACAAAUUUAAUAUUAACUAAGAUGUAAUAUCUGCUAAUUGUACAUGUGGAUAUUUUCUUAACUUAUGCUUCGGGACGAAGCAUCUUUUAAGGUGGGUAGAAUGUGACACCCCGGAAAAUUUAAUAAAAAGAUUUAAUAUUAACUAAACAUGUGAUACCACACAAUUGUAGUUGGGAUAUUUUUCUUAGCUUAUGCUUCGGGACGAAGCAUCUUUUAAGGAGAGUAGACUGUGACAACCCGAAAAUUUAAAAAAAUAAAUAAAUUUAUUAGUCAGAUAAAAUGUUACGAAAGUCAAUAAAAAUGUUUCAAUAAUAAAAGUGACAUUUUUAUAAUAGAUGUGUUGACUAGGUAGGACUUUGACUUAAAACAUUAAAGUGACAUUUUAAAAAAAAUUAUUUUAAAAGUAUCGGUUAUAUAAAGUAUACACUAAAAACCAAUUUUAUCGAUAAUAAUAACAAUUAUAGAAGUGUUGACCUUCCCAACCUAAAAUGUUCACACGUAUUAAUAAAUCCAAGCAUGCAGUAUAGUUUCACUACAUAAACAUGUACACAUUUAUAUUUUCAAAAGUCACAAAGCAUAAACCAUGCGGCCAUGCCCAAGUCAGUAUAAGAAACGAAGGGUGCUUAUUCCACGCACAUGUUCACCGGUCGGAACCGAUCUAAUAAGGCCAAUAUACUCUGUAGUUCGCAAUACAUAGGCACAUGUAUUUGCAGUACUCUGCGUGGAAGGUACGAAUAAGGACCAUAUACAUGCAUGCGAUCCAGAAGGGCGACCCACUCAUAUGCUAAUCCUCAUGAUGCCAAGAAAACGAACUACGUGUAUCUCUCUGCACCAAGAGGACUUCAGUGACUGCACAUUUAUAUAUACGUACAUACUAACCUUGCGAAACCAUAACUAGAGAACAACUUCACACACCCGCACAUUUCUCUGCGACCUGUUAUCUGAGUUGUGAGUAAAAGAGAGUCAUAAUAAGCGGAUCAACUCCUGAGAAGCUAGAGAAGGAGUAUGCCGGAGUGUUGUAACUAGAAUAGCCGGACUGGUUCUCUAUGCCGGAUGAUGCAAGAUUGUUGGGGACUGCCCUGACUCCAGAUGGCCGGCUAUUUACGAACAAGACAGAAUGAAAACUCAGUGCGCCGGAGAAACCUGAUGACAGCAACCCCGACCGCCGGAGAAGAAGAGCCUUUCGCCAUGCCGCCAAUCGCCUGAGGGUCUGCCGCCGUGUAUUGCCGGAGGGGGAAAACCGUCUGGGCUAGCUUCCGUCACCGAGGAGAGUGCCGCCGAUCUCCCUGCGUCGCCAGAACUGUUUUACGAAGAAGACGGCGACUCCCUGCAUAGAAGGUGAUUUUUGUGAAGAUUGAGGUAGAAGCUUCGUUUAGGAUUUACCGCAAUUUGAGGUAAGUACUAUGUCAACCAAAUUUCAUGCUUUUCCCAUAUAAAUAUAUUUGUGACUAGUUAUUUGAGAUCAUUUGAGUAUAUGAUAGUUAAUGAGAUUUUACGUAUCAAUUGUGAUUGUGAAUUAUAUAUAUUUGAGAUUUGCGUAUUUUAUAUUGGGUGAUAUUUUGAGCAUUUGAAUUUACAUUUGAAUUUACAUAUGAAUUGUUAUUUGAUUGAGAUUUGAAAUUUGAGCUAUUUAUGAAGUAUCCUAUAUUUUGGACUAUUUAUGGUAUAUUUGAGUAUGAUGAGUUGGAGUUAAUAAUUUUAUUGUGAAUAAUUUUGUGGAAUUCGGAUUUCAUAUCCAUUUUGAUUGAGGUUAUGAUACUUGAACUUUGAGGUUGAAUUAUGAUUUUGUGAGUACUCGGAGAAAUGUGGAUUUGGUGAGUGGUAAUGACUAUAAGUCUAAUUCCACCAGAGAUCUCCCAAAAGCGGAGCAUCCCAGCUUAAUUGUAGUAGUCGGUAGAAAAAUCCCGACUACUCGGACUUUUUACUACCCGGAGAGCUUGGAAUCUCUUUUAGGGGGUGUGCACACUUAAGGUAGGAGUUCGGCUUCCAUUGAAUUUGGUUGAGUUUGAAUGAUUGAUCUUGAGAUGAUUUGGAUUAUUUGGUUGGACUUGAUGGAGAUGAAUUGAAUUACAUUAUAUUGGAUUAUUUGAGUGAGUUAUAUUUGUUUGGAUUGGAUUGAAUUUGAUGUGGUUGAGAUCAUUAAAUUAUUUGUAGGUUUUCAAAGUAAUACUUAUUAAUUUGAUUUGAUAUGGUUACGUUGAAUAUUGAUUAUGAGUAUUAUUUGGAAGUAUUUUGAGAUGAAUAUUUGGGCUUUACAUAUGAUUUAUGUUUUGGAAUAUAAUUACGAGGAUUUUGGUGGUUUACGUAUAUUGACCUUUUAGAAUUAUUAUGAUUUGGAAAUAUGUACCUAUUUUUGGAAUAUUAUUAUUUUACAUGCGAUUUUGUGAUGAGAAGUUUGUAUAAAAUGUUUUAUGAGGUUUCCUCCCAAAUGUUUUCACAAAAUGAUAUAUAUGUAUCAAACAUGAUUAUUUUACAGGGUUGGGUGGGCCUUACUUAGCAUUUCCAGCUAAUUUUUGUUUCUUUGUGUUUUUCUUUCUGUACUUUAUUUGUGCAGGAAUUGAGGAUCAUAUUGAAGUUGAUUUCGAGAGCUUCCGCUAGAACACAUAGACUAAAGUGAUCGAGUAAUUUAUUUUAGUCUUAAUUUUAAAGAAUUGUAGUUGAACAAUUAAAUAUGGAAAAUUUUAAUUUGUUGGUGGUGGAUAGCCUGUGCACCCGGUUAUGUGAGAGCCGAGUGUGGCGGUAACGCCCCUGUUUCCCUUUAAAUUUUCCGCUGCAAGACUCUGAUGUUUUCGAAUAAAUCAUUAUUUACUUUGAAUAAAU